Messenger RNA from Hydractinia symbiolongicarpus, 1993 nucleotides. RefSeq lists its product as uncharacterized. The coding region runs from base 122 to 1921 and encodes 599 amino acids. NCBI's taxonomy places the organism in Eukaryota, Metazoa, Cnidaria, Hydrozoa, Anthoathecata, Hydractiniidae. The transcript has 55 exons. The record is from RefSeq and is a predicted model, not a curated record.
CGCAUGGCCGCUGACCAGGCACCAAUUUGGCGAUUCUCACGUGGUGAUUUUUUUAGUAGCGUGGCUGGAAAAAGAAGAGAGUGGAAGACUUUACUUGUUAUAUAUCUAGUCAUUGGAAAAGAUGGAAGAAAAAAGAAGAAGAAGAAAAAGGAAGAGAAUAUGCAUGCCUGAGAGGAGAAAAGUUCCAAAAAAGUCAACUGUUUUGUGUUCGAAGAGGCAGGAAGGAGCGGAAAGUAGGAGUAGUGUAGCGGUGAAUAAGAGGAAGGUUUUGUGUUCGAAGAGGCAGGAAGGAGCGGAAAGUAGGAGUAGUGUAGCGGUGAAUAAGAGGAAGGUUUUGUGUUCGAAGAGGCAGGAAGGAGCGGAAAGUAGGAGUAUUGUAGCGGUGAAUAAGAGAAAGGUUUUGUGUUCAGAGAGGCAGGAAGAAGCGGAAAGUAGGAGUAUUGUAGCGGUGAAUAAGAGAAAAGUAUUGUCUUCAGAGAGGCAGGAAGAAGCGGAUAAUAGGAGUAUUUUAGCGGCAAAUAGGAGAAAAGUAUUGUCUUCAGAGAGGCAGGAAGAAGUGGAAAGUAGGAGUAAUGUAGCGGUGAAUAAGAGAAAAGUUUUGUGUUCAGAGAGGCAGGAAGGAGCGGAUAAUAGGAGUAUUUUAGCGGCAAAUAGGAGAAAAGUAUUGUCUUCAGAGAGGCAGGAAGAAGCGGAUAAUAGGAGUAUUUUAGCGGCAAAUAGGAGAAAAGUUUUGUGUUCAGAGAGGCAGGAAGGAGCGGAUAAUAGGAGUAUUUUAGCGGCAAAUAGGAGAAAAGUAUUGUCUUCAGAGAGGCAGGAAGAAGAAAUUGAUUUCACAGUACAAGUACAAUCAACAAAGAAGGAUGAAUGCAGUCAACAUCCUAAAGAAAUGAUUACACAUGAGGCCCAAAGUUCGUGUGUUUCAGAUUCCGAACAAUCGUGUGACUCUGUGGUAUUAAGAAAAUCAACUAGGAAAAGAAAACCACCCGAACGGUUUCAAUAUACGUCAUUUUUCACAACAGCAGUGGUGCCAGAAGGGAAAAGGAAGAGCGUAGGCAAAAGGCAGAGCGUAGUCGCGGAAACAGAAGUUCCCAAAAUUAACGUUGCCAAAACAGAUGUACCCAAAAUUAAAGGGAAAAGGAAGAGCGUAGGCAAAAGGCAGAGUGUAGUCACAACAGCAGUGGUGCCAGAAGUUACAACAGCAGUGGUGCCAGAAGUCGCAGAAACGGAAGUUCCCAAAAUUAACGUUGCCAAAACAGAUGUACCCAAAAUUAAAGGGAAAAGGAAGAGCGUAGGCAAAAGGCAGAGUGUAGUCACAACAGCAGUGGUGCCAGAAGUGGACGAGCAGAUUAUGUUGCCUCCUUCCGGGAGAGAAAACAACAUGAGCUUGGCUGAAAUACUCAGAGAAAGGUCAAAAAAUAGCACAUAUUUGGAUAUUCUACCUGGAAGAAUAGGGAAGGAACUGACGCAUGAAAUGAAACUCGUUGACCAGCAAACUGAUAACAAACCAAUGUUUAAUGUUCAAAACAACUCUGACUUCGAAACCACAGAUAUAAUUGAUGACUCGUUUAUUGAUGCAGCAUCGUGUGAAAAGCAACCAUAUAAGCCAUUGUAUGGUAAAAAAACUAUGGCAAAAGAACUGUCGCAUUUGAGUAUGGCCGCGUGGGUGUCACCAGCAUUGGUGACACCCAAGGGUACUCUAGGGCAUAUCUAUCUCAUGGAAUAUGGCGAAAAGGGGUUCCUCUAUGCCCAAAAAGAUAUCUCAUUUUAUGCGAUUGAUGGGGAUGUCAGGAUAAAUUUAUCAGAAAAAGUUUUCAUUGACUUGGAAAAGGGUGAUUGCUUCCAUGUCCCAAAAGGUUACGCAUACAAAUUGGACAAUGUGUCCAAUGGAUCACGCACGGUGCUAUUUUGUCGCUAUGAAUAAAUGUCUGGUACCAAGCAAAACAACAACAUAAAUGUAUGUACCAAUAAUUAUAUGUAUAUAUUUCUUAACUUA